GUGUCGACGUCACCACUCGGUCCUCACUGUCAACUCCAAAAUAAAACGCGAAGGGAAGGAAGGGGAAACUUGUGUUACGUACUCCAGAGGCGGUGGUGUAGUUUAGCCGACUCGCUGCUAUAGCUAACGUCAAGUUGGAAGAAAAAAAAGUGGAGCAGACGGAGGCAGAACGAGGGGCUCGCCCGCCUACACAGACCUAUGCGACGGACAGCAGGUGAGUGAUGGAGACAAGAGAGUUGACCGUGGUAGCUGGCAGCUUCGUGACCUUCCAGCUACUCUUCUCAGUGGCCAGCCCGUGGCUCUCCUCCGCCAUCGCACCAGGUUAUCGACGGCUGCCUACCACCAAACUGACUGAAUGGAAUUCCAGGUUGGUGUCGACUGUGCACGCUCUGAUUGUGGGCUUGUUCUGUCUGUACAUCCUGUGGUUCGAUGACGCCGUCAACGCAAACCCCGUCUGGGGCGACCCCAGUCUUGUCAAACUAAACGUAGCCAUAACCUGUGGUUACCUCCUUUAUGACCUUGUGCUGCUAGCUUGUAACUGGAGCACUAUGGGAGACAGCUUCUUCGUCUGUCACCACUUGGCGGCGCUGUAUGCAUAUGGAUAUGUUUUGACUCGUGGCGUGCUUCCCUACUUUGCCAACUUCCGUCUCAUUUCAGAGCUGUCCACGCCAUUUGUGAACCAAAGGUGGUUCUUUCAGGCAUUAAAUUUCCCCCGCUCGCACCGCUUGGUGGUGUUAAACGGUGUCGCCAUGUCGGUGGUCUUCUUCCUGGUACGCAUUGCCGUGAUGCCGUCUUACUGGGUCAGUGUGUUCGCCACCUUUGGCACCGAAGCAUUUGAGCGGUUGGGUUUGGGCGCCCAGGUUGCCUGGAUCACCUCCUGCAUCGCUCUGGAUAUCUUGAACACUAUCUGGAUGUACAAGAUCACCCUCGGCUGCUACAAAGUGCUGACCGGCGCGGGAGGGAGGAAGGACAAGGGAGGAGCGCAGGCGUUGUCGACUUCAGACGGAAAGUACAUCAACAACCACACGGACUAAAGAGAUGAGAUGUACAAGACGUGUAGACGGAGACAAAAGCAGGGAGGGAGGCUGGACACACAGGAACCUUUGAGCCUCUCUAUUUUGCUAUAGCCUCAGCAUCCUCUCUACCCUUGCUUCAAUCCUCCAGUUUUAGCCCCAGUCUCAUUGAAGUCGGCAACUGGGCCAGGCUAAGACUGCUCAGGUUCUGACUCCAACGCAGGACAAGGAGACUGCUCUUUGACUCACUUAAGCACCAGCCUUUGCAGCCUCAGUGUUUUCCUCCACUGACAGAUCAGUAUCCUGCUGGGUGAUAGCUUUUGGCCGCAGACGACAAGGUAGAGCUCACAAGCACACUUUUAACUCCCGUCUGUCAUUCGUCCGUUUCGUCUUCAACCACCAACCACCACCACCAUUCCUCUCCCAUCUCCCCCUCAGUCUCCUGUCACACUCAACUUCAGCCAAAGCCCAAAUCCUCUGAAGUGCCUGUGAACGACAGGGAAGCAAUAAUAUCAGAGUAAAGUAAAGGUCGCAAAAUUUCGACGUAGUUUAGCCCCUUUCAGACGACGACGGCCCUCUCUCUCGCCUGCUGCUGCUGCUGCUCCCGCACGACUGGAGGCCUCUUCUGUUUUUCGAUACCGCGUCCGCGCUCAAAGGAGACGUGGUGUGCAGGGAGAAGAACUCGGACAUCAGACCAAUCAAGUGUUUGUGAAUCUAUAGGGCUUUUGUCUUGAACUCAUCAGACCUCACAAAAAGAGACAGAAAAAACACCAUAAUGCCUCUUCAACAGUAUCACCUGCUGUGGCCUCCUUGUAACAAGUGGCGCCUGCCUAUAUCACCAGCCAUGCCCCUCCCAACGUCCUUUAUAAUUUGGAUUAUAUAUAUAUCAGAACAAACUGAGAAUAAAAUGCAUGCGAGAGAGGAGAGAGAGGGAGAGACUCACAGGAGAAGUGAUACCUUGUCAGUAUUCAUCAUGUUUGGCAUCACUUUGCUGUACCUGGUUCUCUUAAUUCUCUUUAGUGGUCACAGUCACACAUGUCUGACUCUGAUGUUAUCAUCCAUCCAUUGCAACCCUCUGCCUCACUGGAUAGAUGUCUUCUAUCCAGCUCCAAUAUUUGAUUUUGUUCUACCUCUCCCCUGCCUUACAGACACUUUGUCAGUCCUUUCUUCAUGGUUUUAUUUGAUUUUUUUUUGUUUUCUUUGUACUCUACUGUACUUUAGCCUUUAAAAUGUAAUAUCACUGGUGCAGAGGGGGCUUCUCCUUCUCUGCUAACACGUCUGUAGAGCUGAUCCCAGACUGCGCAGGGGAAGAGUGGCAUCACUUUUCUGACUUA
Molecule: messenger RNA, 2347 nt
Organism: Solea senegalensis (Senegalese sole)
Lineage: Eukaryota; Metazoa; Chordata; Actinopteri; Pleuronectiformes; Soleidae
Gene: tlcd4b
Product: TLC domain containing 4b
Exons: 8
Coding region: 222-1034 (270 amino acids)
Biological process (GO): lipid homeostasis
Cellular component (GO): endoplasmic reticulum; membrane
Source: RefSeq, a predicted model, not a curated record